Molecule: messenger RNA, 849 nt
Organism: Ilyonectria robusta
Lineage: Eukaryota; Fungi; Ascomycota; Sordariomycetes; Hypocreales; Nectriaceae
Exons: 1
Coding region: 121-567 (148 amino acids)
Source: RefSeq, a predicted model, not a curated record
GUGAUAUGGCGUUGAUUUGGUGUUGAUUUUGCCACCUGCAUUUUCCCUUGAAUUUCUUCCAUUUUUUCCCGGUGCGACAAUGGCUUCUAGGCCACACAAACAAGUCUGAUCAGUCUCGCGAUGGCUUUUAAUAUCGGCUCUUUGGUCAGCUUGUAUCGUUCGGGGCGACGCCACAUGUUGUCAUUCGCCCCGAUCCUUGCAGGACUGGCUUGGCCGCCCGUGUGCUGGGGGAGUGAUGCGGAUCCAACAUUUCGGGACUCGGAGUGUGUUUGGGGCAAGCCUUGCGUGUCUUUCCUUUCUCGCAUUCGAGGUCGUUCACAAAGUGUAUUCUCUUUAUGGGGCAUUCGCGCAAGGUCGUUUCUGGGCCUGGACAGACGAGCCCUCGGGUGGGUGGGUGGCGUCAGAGGCGCGUCUGACUCGCGAAUUUACCAAAGGGUUUAUUGGUGGGAUGGGAAUGGAGGCAAACGAGAGCAUGAAUGUUUAUGGAUGGGAACUCGAAAUGGACUUGACGAAUCUAUCAUGGGCCAAAAGACGACGGACUAUUUUCUUGAACCCCACAGGAUCUGACACCGACCCUUCCCUCUCCUUGACCGCACCACGUUGUUGCAUGCACUUUUCGCCAUUGACGGCGUCGAGAACCAUGAACAGCGCAUAUGGUUGAGUGUUUGCAAGCCGUUGAAGAAGGGACGAGGACGAGGCGGAUGAGGACGAGGUGGAGGAGGCGAAAUAGGUGGAGAAGGGCGGGAUCGUGUAUGAUAUAACAGCUUCUUCCAUUUUAUAGAAGAAAUUUCCUUGAUUCAAGAAUUAAUGUGAAAUGGGGUAUUAUCCCUCAACUACGGUAUGGAGCGC